This is a messenger RNA of Theileria parva strain Muguga, 665 nucleotides long. RefSeq names its product U3 small nucleolar ribonucleoprotein IMP3 (gene Imp3). The record is from RefSeq and is a predicted model, not a curated record. The coding region runs from base 114 to 665 and encodes 183 amino acids. The transcript has 4 exons. Gene Ontology annotation, cellular component: small ribosomal subunit; Mpp10 complex; small-subunit processome. Gene Ontology annotation, molecular function: rRNA binding; snoRNA binding; structural constituent of ribosome. NCBI's taxonomy places the organism in Eukaryota, Apicomplexa, Aconoidasida, Piroplasmida, Theileriidae. Gene Ontology annotation, biological process: rRNA processing.
UUUUUAUUAUUUUAUAUUUUUAAACCCAACUUUUCGUAUUUUCUAAAAUAUAUUUUUUAAUAAAUAUUUGUAAAAUAGUAUUUUAAAAGAGUAAUAGUAGUAUAUUUGUGGAUAUGAGGAAACUCAAAUAUCAUGAGCAGAAAUUGCUCAAAAAAACCAAUUUUUUCGAUUGGAAAAAUGUUAAUACUCAUCGCGAAACUAAAAUUAUUAAUAAAUACAUGAUACAAAAGCCUGAAGAUUAUCAUAAGUAUAAUAAAUUGGUUGGGAAUAUAACCAAAUUAACGAAUGAAUUGAGGAAGUUGCCUGAAGAUGACGCCUUUAGAAUUAAAAUGACGGACGAUUUAUUAGAAAAAUUGUAUCAAAUGGGAUUAAUAUCAACAAAAGGGAAUUUGGAGAUUUGUGAACGUAUAUCUGCCUCUGUUUUUUGCAGAAGAAGAUUAGCUGUAGUAUUAGUUACCAGAAAAUUCUGUCAACAUCUAACUCAAGCGACAACAUUUAUCGAACAAGGCCACAUAAAGGUUGGAAUGGAUAUAGUUAAUAAUCCUGCAUAUCACAUAACUAGGAAUAUGGAAGAUCAUAUAACAUGGUCCCAGGGAUCAAAGAUUAAGGAGAAAAUCGCAGAAUUCACAGGAACUACUGAUGAUUUUGAAUUAUUAGGGAAUUAA